AUCCACACAAAUGUCCGCAGACUUCUGGGCCGGCUACCUGAGCGGUGCGGCCGGCAUCCUCAUUGGCAAUCCCCUUGAUCUUGUCAAGACCCGCCUUCAAGCUGGCCCAACUGCCGCUUCCUCACCCGCAGCCGCCGCCCCUGGUCAGGGCUGGCGCAAUGCGGGGACCUAUGUUAGAGGCAUCCCGGCGCCCGUCCUCGGUUACGGCGCCCUCAACGCCAUCCUCUUCGUGACGUACAACCGCACGCUCAAGCUGCUCCACGAGCCAGACCCAAGCUCUCCCAGCACUCCUCUCGGCAAAGUCUUCGUCGCUGGCGCCGUCGGCGGCUUCGCUUCGUUCGUCGUCUCAGCCCCUACCGAGCUCGUCAAGUGCCGCGCCCAGGUCUACGCCCACGCUCCCUCGUCAUGGACCGUUGCCCGCGAUACCUGGCGCGCCGAGGGCCUGCCAGGGUUCUAUCAUGGUGGCGUUGUCACUGGUAUUAGGGAUGCUGUGGGCUAUGCGUUUUACUUCUGGAGCUACGAGCUCACCAAGCGCGCCAUAACCUCCCCCGACGAUACGGAGCACCAGGCCGCUCUGAAAGUGUUGUUAUGCGGUGGCCUUGCCGGCAUCGCGACUUGGGCCUCUGUCUUCCCCCUCGACGUGAUCAAAACAAGAGUCCAAACCCAGGAAUAUCAGGCGGGUGCCGUUAGCGCUGCCGUCGGAGAGCAACAGGCCUUGCUGCGGGCUUCUGUCGGCGGAGGUGCAAUUUCCUUGGACGGCACGCACAGGCAGAUGGGUGCUUGGGACAUCACCCGUCGUGCUUACCGUACUGAGGGCUUGUCCGUGUUCUUUAGAGGUCUUGGAAUAUGCAGUGUGCGGGCAUUUAUUGUCAAUGCUGUGCAAUGGGCCGUAUAUGAAUGGAUGAUGGGGUUGAUGCAGAGAAGCUAA
Messenger RNA from Aplosporella prunicola CBS 121167, 928 nucleotides. RefSeq lists its product as uncharacterized. NCBI's taxonomy places the organism in Eukaryota, Fungi, Ascomycota, Dothideomycetes, Botryosphaeriales, Aplosporellaceae. The record is from RefSeq and is a predicted model, not a curated record. Gene Ontology annotation, biological process: transport. Bases 11 to 928 code for a protein of 305 amino acids. Gene Ontology annotation, molecular function: transmembrane transporter activity. The transcript is spliced from 4 exons.